GUGUGCGAGCGACCAUUUAAAAGAGGUGUCUGGGUGAAAUCAUCUCAUCAACAGGAUCACUCAGCAGCAAACAUGAGGUGUCUGGUCUUCAUUCUGCUCAUCGGAGUGGCCUUUGCCGAGGACGACAAGAUCGUCGGAGGGUAUGAGUGCACACCUUACUCUCAGGCCCACCAGGUGUCUCUGAACGCUGGGUACCACUUCUGUGGUGGCUCUCUGGUCAGUGCGGAGUGGGUUGUGUCUGCUGCCCACUGCUACAAGUCUCGUAUUGAGGUGCGUCUGGGAGAGCACCACAUCAAUGUGAACGAGGGAACUGAGCAGUUCAUUAGCUCCUCCCGCGUCAUCCGCCACCCCAACUACAACUCCUACACCAUUGACAAUGACAUCAUGUUGAUCAAGCUGAGCAGGGCCGCCACCCUCAACAGCUACGUGGAGACCGUUGCUCUGCCCACCAGCUGUGCCCCCGCUGGCACCAUGUGCACUGUCUCUGGAUGGGGCAACACCAUGAGCUCCACCGCUGACAGGAACAAGCUGCAGUGCCUGCAGAUCCCCAUCCUGUCUGAUAGAGACUGCGACAACUCCUACCCCGGCAUGAUCACUGACUCCAUGUUCUGUGCUGGAUACCUGGAGGGAGGCAAAGACUCCUGCCAGGGUGACUCUGGUGGCCCUGUGGUGUGCAACAAUGAGCUGCAGGGAGUGGUGUCCUGGGGCUAUGGCUGUGCUGAAAGAGACCACCCUGGAGUCUAUUGCAAGGUCUGCAUCUUCACCGACUGGCUGAGGGAUACCAUGGCGAGCAAUUAAACUGCUCACCCAUCCACAGUGUAGCGACCACUGACUACCAUCAAAGUGAAUAAAAACUUUUAAAACAA
This is a messenger RNA of Periophthalmus magnuspinnatus, 866 nucleotides long. RefSeq names its product trypsin-1-like. Gene Ontology annotation, biological process: proteolysis. Gene Ontology annotation, molecular function: serine-type endopeptidase activity. The record is from RefSeq and is a predicted model, not a curated record. Lineage: Eukaryota; Metazoa; Chordata; Actinopteri; Gobiiformes; Gobiidae. The coding region runs from base 73 to 798 and encodes 241 amino acids. The transcript has 6 exons.